CGCUGGAAGCUGGCGGAAGUGGAGGGGGUUGUGAAGAGCGGAAGCGGAAGUGUCACAGGCGUCCACUGCUUGUCCUGUCCUGAUCAUGGCUGCUGUGAUGGCCGCUGUCGGUUGUCGUCGGUUUAUAGUAUGUUUUCUGGCAGUCCUGUCGUGUUGCUGGGCGGACACUGAUAUCCUGAGCCCCGGGUCGGCUGGGGAUAAGUUCAAGGUGGAAGGCCGGGCUGUGGUGCCAGGGGUCAGACCGCAGGACUGGGUGAACAGUGCCCGGGUCCUGGUGGAUGGGGAAGAGCAUGUCGGCUUCCUGAGGUAUGGCGAUACAAAGAGCCGAAUGGACACAUUCAGCCGGUCAGGGGGUCAAGAAUGGGCUGACAUGGAGCAAUAAACCCCUGUGAUCAUGUCAGUAUCUCUACGAAAGUACAGGAUUAUUUACUAAUGUGAGUUUCUAGUGCUGGGUCAGAAUAGCUGAAUUUCGAGUUAGUCAAUAAAGUGAGAAUUACUGGAAAUUCAAAGUAAAUUUCACAUUUCAGACCAAAAUAGCCAAGCUGAAAACAACAGACCUGGAGAAUUUUUUCCAAGUUGGCUAAAUUUGGAAAUUCAUUUUGGAUUCCCCGCAAUUCUUACUUUAGUGAAUAACCCUGUUGGAGGUGCCCUCCCCCUACCCCCUUUUUUCGGCUAGCUCGGCCUAGAAUUAGAAAUUCUAGUAAUUCACACUUUUGGGAAUAAGUAUGUACACCUGUAAUACUAGGAUGUGGCGUUGGGAAAAGAGCUGACAGUGUCAAAUUAUAAAAGCCCUUCCACAGUGAUGUCUAUAUAAACCUUGACUGUUGUACUGUGUACCUGUUUUCAUACAAUAAUGAAUGUUUCUUUUAUUUUCAGUUAUUUUAAUCUGCCUUUGUAUGAUACUAAUGCCCAUUUUACUUUAAAAUGAACCCUUCUAUUGAUUGUUCUUGUGUAACAGUCAACAAUGUUUUGACACUUGCAUCAUGCUAUCUAUUAAACAGCUAAUGUGAUAAAGUACUGCAUUUCAUGUAUUGUAUCCUUUGUUCACUGGAAAUGGGGCACCUCAUUUGGAAACUAAAUUUUUAGAAUAGGACAGGGGUAUUUGUAUUUUGAUAUAUUGUUUCCUGGGUCCUGGAAAAUAUACUGAGACAGUAAUAGUAGACAUGCCUUAAAAUACUUUACUCAUCUGCACAACCAGAUAGGACAUAAGUGACUGGGAUGGAAAUGAACAUUUUAAGAACCAUAACCACUAAAUUAAUCUGGGGAGCUUCUGUCUCUCCUGCUUACAGAGAGGAAAGGGGGGCAGCAUAUAGUGGACACCAGGUAAGAGGUGAAUUUAACUUUAAAGUCAACGUUUCAGCCCCCACAUGGAGCUUUCAUUAGGACAAGAAAAUAUACAUAUAAUAUAUAUAUAUAGUUAUUUGCAGUGUAGCACUGCGAAACAUGUUAAAACAAAGUUUAUUUUUAGCCUGCUUUAUGUUUUAUUGAUAAUGUAAAGUGGUGUGUGUGUUUUUUUUGUUUUUUUUUACAUGCUUAUAGGACAGAUGGCAGCUUUGUGGUUCAUGAUGUCCCAUCUGGCUCCUAUGUUGUAGAAAUAUUUUCACCAGCCUACCGCUUUGAGCCUGCCAGAGUAGACAUCACUUCCAAAGGAAAAAUGAGGUAAAGCAUCCAUUUAAAAACCACUAUUGCUGUUUCAUGAUUCAACAAUUAUUUUUCAAGGGCUCAUCCAUGUAUGUUGUAAAAGAUUGUAGCUGCUUCAUCUCUCAGAAUUAUUCGCUUGGGGUUUUAGGAAACAAAUUCUGAUGGUGAAAUUGAGGCAAAAAAUAAUCAAGUAGACCGUAUAGCUGAGGUGGAGAAUUUCGCCAAAUCAGAAAUUUUAGCCUAGAUUUCAUUUCGGUUUUAAUUUUCUAAAAUUUUCCAUUUAGCGAAUUACCCUGUCUGCAUAGGUACACUUCUUGUUUACAUACUUGCUUUAUCCUUCACAUUUGUUUUCUUUAGUCAUACACUGUCAGGCAAGUGGCAUGGGAUUUGCUAUUCAUAAAUGCAAAAUUACACAUUUUGGAAUGAAGACAUAUUCAAUAUAUAAUGUAGAGUUAGAGAUAUUUUAAAAGGAGUCUAAAGCCACAGAGACCGCUUCUUCUCAAUGAAGUGACCUGGGUGCAGUGCGCCUGUUGUUUUAACCCUGUAAUCUAGUAACUGUCUUCCUGACAGCCAGUAGAGGCCCUUCCACUGCAAUAACAAGGUCAGACUCGAUUAUUCAAUCAGAUGCUUCUCUUAGAAAGCUUUUUAUUGGAGUAGCGUUUUACACCCUGUAUUAAAGGAUCACUAUAGGGUCAGGAACACAAAUGUGUAUUCCUGACCCUAUAGUGUUAAAACCACCAUCUAGUCCCCCUGGGUCCCUCAUGCCUCCAUAAAUAUAGUAAAAAAUCUUACUGUAUUCAAGCUUGAAGCUGUAACUCUGCAUACUGUUAGAAAAACAAGCAGUUUGCUAACAUCAUCAGAAUGGUAGCCUGAUCCAAUCACAAUCCUUCCCCUUAGGAUUGGCUGAGACUGACAAAGAGGCAGAUCAGGGGCAGAGCCAGCAUGUUUCAAACACAGCCCUGGCCAAUCAGCAUCUCCUCAUAGAGAUGAAUUGAAUCAAUGAAUCUCUAUGAGGAAAGUUCAGUGUCUGCAUGCAGAGGGUGGAGACACUGAAUGUUUGGAUGCAUUUUAGGCAGCCAUGGCCCAGGAAGGCUCUCUAACAGCCAUCUGAGGAGUGGCCAGUGAAGUGAUCACUAGGCUGUAAUGUAAAGACUGCAUUUUCUCUGAAAAGACAGUGUUUACAGCAAAAAGCCUGAAGGUAAUGAUUCUACUCACCAGAACAAAUUCAAUAAGCUGUAGUUGUUCUGGUGACUAUAGUGUCCCUUUAAAUCUUUGGAUUGGCAAAAAUCAUCAAUAAUGUAGAGGGAAGCUAUACAAUUAAGAAUAUAUUUUCCACAUGUCCAAGCGGCAGUCAUAGCUAGUGGGAUGUAAUUGCCCAUUUCCCACAGGACAGGUAGCAUUGAAAAGGUUUAACAAAAUGCAGUCCCCACACCCAGUCUCCUCCCCUCCUAGCAAGAGUGCUUGCAGUCUUUAUUUGCUGCAUUUCGGUAUGAAACACUACACUUGCAGAGAUUUUUUUUAUGUUUCUGCUGUAAGUGUAACUCCACCUUUAGCAGCUUCAUUAGUACUUCAUUAGCCAUCCCAGAUUAAAAGACUGGAUAUUGUCUAGUCUGUGCACAGAAGUGAAAUUGGUGUCUGGCUUCUGCAACUCUAUGUCAGAGUACUUUUAAAGUCCCUCUUUAAGGGGGAAAAAAAUGUAUUUAUCACUUUAGCAUUUUUCUCUAUGGCACAAUUGGAAGUCUCUUUAUAUAUAAUUUACUUGAUGACUUUUUGAACAAACCUAUAAAUGGAACUUAACGGUCUUAAGCCAUCUAAUUUUUUUUCCACUCUUAUCUUUAACUUAUAUUAAUAUGCAUAUGUCGCAUUGAACCCAUACUGUGUAACAGAGAUCUGACCAGAAAUAUCUUCCUAUAAAACCAAAAUGGCUUAAAUCAUUAGCCAUGCCGCAAUGACCAUGCCUAUUGCCCUUACUGCCACAACACCUUACAAUGCUAGAUUUCUGAAUGAACAUGGUGUUUUGUUUUUUUUUCUUCCGUUUUUAGUAAUUACUUAUGAUUACAAUGGGGUAUUGUUUGAUUUACUCACUUUUGUUCUAUUGCUUUGAAAAUGACUUUUUUUUUUCUCUCUCUCUCUCUCUCUCUCUCUCUCAAGAGCUAGAUAUGUCAACCAUAUAAAGACAUCAGAAGUUCUUCGACUUCCUUAUCCUCUUCAGAUGAAAUCAUCUGGUCCCCCGUCCUACUUUAUUAAGAGAGAAACCUGGGGUUGGACAGACUUUCUAAUGAACCCAAUGGUAUGUUUGUGCCGUAAUCAUUAUAUUCUAGAUAAUCAGUGAUUUUGUUCUCCCUCGUGGAAGACUGAAACUUUGUAUACUAGCAAAGACCACUAAGUAUGCCAAUUUAUUAAAUAUCUACAUUAUUUUCUUAACUACAUCCUCUUGGAAGUGGGAGGUAUUGUAUUUGCUCUAAAGUGCAUGUGUUCGUAUACCAUUUGAUUUUAUGGAAUGAUGUGACAAUUUAUGUCAAUUUUCAUUUCAAAUUUCAUAUAUGUGAUAAAUAUCUUUAGUAAAUGAAGAUAGGAGUCCCUAAAGGUAUGGAGCCAAAGUGCAUGAACAUUCAAAUAGCAGCCAUGUUAAAGGACCACUAUAGGCACCCAGACCACUUCAGCUUAAUGAAGUGGUCUGGGUGCCAGGUCCAGCUAGGUUUAACCCUUUUUGCUGUAAACAUAGCAGUUUUAGAGAAACUGCUAUGUUUACGUAUGGGUUAAUCCAGCCUAUAGUGGCUGUCUCAUUGACAGCCGCUAGAGGCACUUCCGCCCUUCUCACUGUGAUUUUCACAGUUAGAAGAUGCCAGCGUCCAUAGGAAAGCAUUGAGAAUGCUUUCCUAUGGACUGGCUGAAUGCGCGCGCAGCUCUUGCCGCGCAUGCGCAUUCAGCCAGGGAUGUCAGAAGAGGGAGGAGAGUCCCAGCGCUGGAAAAAAGGUAAGGGAUUAACCCCUUCAGUGCCACGGGAGUGGAACCCUGAGGGUGGGGGCACCCUCAGGGCACUAUAGUGGUCCUUUAACAGUUUAUAUAUCAUAAAGGGCAAAGAUAUUCUUACAAUUUAAUCUAUGCAUUUAAAGCAAGUUUGGCUAGCAUAAGGUUUAAAUUUAAUUAUUGAUAUAGUGCUAACUAUAAUACCUUAAGUAUAAAUUUUAAAUGAAGAUUUGCGGUUUAAAAAAAAAAAAAUACUCCAAAGGCAUCCCGAAGCAUAUGUAGGAGAUAAUUCUGCAAUUUCAGGAGCUAUGUACUACAGCAUAGCCUUGUGUGUAAUUUACUCUAUACUGCCUGUAAUGUUGUAAUGCAGAGAUUGCUUACCCAGUGUUUUAGAGUAAAAAAAAAAAACCAUGAAGAUGUUUGUGUUAAUUGAUUAUCACCCCAUUGAUCUGGCGUAGCAAUUGGUUCCUCAUGCUCAGACAAGCUCGUGCCAAAGACACAUACCCAUCAUCAUUCGUGUACUGCAAAAACACUACUUUCCAUGUUGCAAUUAAUGAAGACCUCUAUUAUAAUGGGAAGAGCCAAUUUUAAGUUAUUUAAGAUACUAUAUAUUACAUUACAGUUGUUGGUCACUCUGCAUUACAUCAGUCCAUAAUUAAUGGUGGUUUAAACCCCUUAGUGAAAUUAAGGGCCUCAGUAUGAGCAGUGAUAGCAUCUUUGGCACUGAAUUUAGUAUGCAAAACCUGCCAUUCAUCCCUUUUGUCAUUUGUCUAGGUAAUGAUGAUGGUCCUACCUCUUCUAAUUUUUGUGCUGCUACCUAAAGUUGUGAACACUAGUGAUCCUGAAAUGAGAAGGGUAAGUAAUACACCUUGAUGAUCUUGGUUUGAGCACAGUAUGUUUGUCCGUUCCCCUGUGUAUAUUUAUAAAUGCGCUAAUUGUUAUUGGACAUAGGUUUGAGGCACUUACUAUACAUUCUACAAGCAGGUGUAUUUUUAAAAGUGUACAUGUUUGGGGGGGCGUGGCCAACUGCCGAAGCAAGCGGUCGCAUGGAGUGAGAGCUCCGCGCUUCGGAUGACAUAAACGCAAACAACUCCUAUCAUACACAGCCCCACAAGAGGCAAAUAAGCUCAGGAACGAGAUUGCAAUCAUGGCCCCAGCCAAACAAACUAAAUUGACGGAUCAAAUUCGAUCCGCGAGGAAGGACCGCAUGCGGCCUGCACAAGAUGGCGACGACGGACCAGCCUGCUCGCAAUUAACUGAAGGCACACCUGAGCCAGAAGGGGAAACCUGUCCAUACACGGACGCCCCAGUGACGGAAAAACGGCUGUAUCUUAUGUUACAGGACUUUCGGGUCACUCUUCAGUCUGACCUUAAAAAAGCGACUAGUGAAAUAAAAAGAGAAAUAUCUGACCUGGGUGAGCGCACAAACCAGCUUGAAGCCCGCACAGAUGACCUCUGCAGUGAGCAGAAUGAGCUGGCAAGUACAGUACAGCACCUAAUGGAGGAACAACUACAACUCAAACGCAAACUGUCGGACUUGGAGGAUCGGUCCCGCAGAAACAAUGUCAGAUUCCGCGGGAUACCAGAAAAAGUGGGCCUAGAGGAACUUCCCUCAUUUCUCAAAGGGCUUUGCACCACCUUACAGCCUGAUAUAGCCGACGAAACAUGGCUACUGGACCGUGCUCACCGACUACCACGACCACCGAGGCUGGCGCAAGAUACGCCUCGUGAUGUGAUUGCAAGGUUUCACUACUUCACCUCAAAGAAUGCUCUGCUGUCUGCAUCACGUAACCUGGACAAGCUACCCGAACCGUACACCAACAUUAACAUCUAUGCGGACUUAUCAGCCCUAACAAUGGCCAGGAGAAGAGAGUUUAUAACGGUGACAAAAACCUUAAGGAACCACAACAUCCAAUACAGAUGGGGAUAUCCGACGAAAAUCAUAAUAUGGAGGAACAACAAGAAUCACACGGUUAAUGAACCAGAAGUAGGCAUGCGCCUAAUACGAGAAUGGGGACUGUUCCCGACACAAACGACGGUAGCGGCCGCUACUGCACCACAACGAAGAAUGCAAGCAGAAUGGCACAUAGCGGGAUCGCCGACUAAAGCAUAAAGGACUCUGCUCCAGGGACUCUUUCCUCACCCAGCAUAUGCUAUGUUGACCUACCUCACGUAACUAUGACAUAUGCAAUUUGACACACAUGGUAUUAGGAAAAUGCACAUGGCCCAUGUAAUGCCAGACCACGUGCUGUAACUGGCUGAUUGUAGCUGGCACGGGAGGAGGGGGGAGCCCCUGGGACUGUAUGUAUGACAACAUGUAUAUCUGGGCAAUACGCAGUGGUUAUGCAAGGGCUGUGUACCCUUCAUUAGCAUAUAAGUCAUCCUCACCCCCGCUCUUAACACCGAGCGCACCCCCACGGAUGAGCGCAGAUACUAGCACAAAGGGCUGGUCUGCGUCUCAGCCGGAGAAGGCGCCGAUCGUCAUGAGGGCGCUGUGUAAAUAGUUAUGUUGUGAAAAGUUUACUUCUGUUAUCCCUACCAAAGUUUCUAUGUUCCCUUGUCACUCCACCCCCUCCUAGCAGACCUAUACCACUGUCAAAGCAAACAUGCUUCCCACGAUUUAGCAAACUGUUACCCACACAAUAUGGAUAAUACCCUAAAAAUUCUUUCCAUGAAUGUCAAGGGUCUCAAUAGCCCGCAUAAACGCAGGUUGUUAUCACAAGAAAUGUUUCGCUCCAGGGCGGCCAUAGUGUGUCUCCAGGAGACUCACUUCACUAUACGUAAACCACUUACCUUUAAGUUCAAACAAUAUGGUCAAGCUUAUCACGCCAUGGCUACAACUAAGUCCAAAGGGGUCUCAAUAUAUUUUCAUGGGGACUGGGUAUUUACGCCAGCCAAACAAUACGUCAGCAAAGAUGGCAGGCUGCUAAUAUUAGUGGGCUCAUUAAACGGCCUCCAACUGACGGUAGCCUCCCUGUAUGCUCCAAAUGACACGCAAAAAGACUUCCUGACCAAGGCGUUCCGCAAAUUAGACCAAUUCAAAAUGGGACACACUAUUGUAUGUGGCGACUUUAACUGCACGCGCGACCCGCACAUAGACAUGCAGCGGGUACAAAACCGACCUCCUAAACAAGUCUCUCUGUCCUUGAGCAGACACUUGACACACCUGCUGCACUCCUCUGACUACUAUGACGUGUGGCGUAAUUUAUACCCGGGUAUAAGAGAUUAUACAUUUUAUUCCUCAGUCCACAUGACGUACUCCAGAAUUGAUCUCUGCCUCUUCGACAAGAGCACACUGCCACACGCUAUAGACAUGCACAUUGGCCCCAUCAUAUGGUCGGACCAUGCCCCCUUGGAAAUAACAAUGAAAAUACCACACCCAGCGAGGGGGAGAGGCACUUGGAGAUUGAACGAGGCCCUACUAGACAACCCGCACCAUUUUACGCACUUGAGAGACACAAUAGAAGCAUACUUUGAGGCUCAUACACACUGUGAAACCACACUGGCAACACAAUGGGUCGCACACAAGGUAGUUAUGAGGGGAGAAUUCAUCAAGUUGGGAGCCAACACCAAAAGAGCAGCGGGCAUAGAACACACAAAACUCAUUCAAGAAAUUACAGACACAGAACUCCGCCACAAGUCAAACCCAUCCAAGCAAAUCCACACACGACUACAGACACUCAAGACCAAAUUACGCGAGUUGCAACUACAAACGACUGAGAAGCAAAUGCGAUACCUGAAACAAUCUCACUAUACACUAGGGAAUAAAGCAGGCAAACUGCUAGCUGGCCGCCUGAAACAAAAAUACCUCCAAUCCAAGAUUCCCUACAUAUUCUCCAAAAGUGGUGACAAAAUCUACAACCCCCAAGACAUAGUGAAUACAUUAGCGGAUUACUAUGCGUCAUUAUACCAACUGCAUACAGACCCAGCAACACACCAACCUACCACAGCAGAAAUAGAUUCUUUCCUAGAAAAAGCUUCCCUUCCCUGCAUAUCUCCAGAUUUGAGUGCAUACUUGACCUGUCCCUUUACUGACGAAGAAAUCAGGGAAGCUAUUAAAUCACUCCCUAAGCACAAAUCCCCAGGUCCAGAUGGCCUCUCCAAUUACUACUAUAUCAAAUACACAGACCAGUUAGCACCCCACCUCCUAAAACUAUUCAAUGACAUUAAACAGACAGGAAAUAUGCCCCGAGAAAUGCUAGAAGCCUUUAUUGUCACAUUACCCAAACCUAACAAACCCUCAAAUCAGUGUGCCAAUCUGAGGCCGAUAUCCCUUCUUAAUUCGGACACUAAAUUAUACGCUAAACUGCUAGCCACACGGGUCAAAAGGCUCUUCCCUACACUUAUCUCCGCUGAGCAGGCGGGAUUUGUGCCGGGUAAGCAAGUGGGUGACAACACCCGCCACUUUCUAGAUCUCAUCGACUGGGCGAACCAAUCCUCUCAACAGGGCCUGGUGCUGGCGUUGGACGCCGAAAAGGCGUUUGACCGCUUGCACUGGGGAUACAUGGAACAAACUCUGGCCAAAAUGGGGCUCCCACCAGCCUUCCUCAAAAGUAUAAUGGCCCUUUACCAAUGCCCAUCGGCAAAGGUCUUUAGUACCGGCUUUCUAUCCGCACCCUUUACAAUACAUAAUGGCACACGCCAGGGUUGUCCGCUGUCACCACUCAUUUUUAUCCUCUGUCUCGAACCCUUGACGAAACAUAUAAAUAAUAAUGCACAAAUUUGUGGACUGUCGACACCAAGGGGUAUGCAGAAGUUGGCUUUAUUUGCCGAUGACAUACUCAUGUUCAUAACACAACCCACAAGCUCCAUCCCUACUCUUCUAGGCCUUCUUAGCGAGUAUGGAAGGGUUUCCUACUAUAAGAAUAACACUACUAAGACGCAAGCACUACCAAUCAACCUAACGCACCAAACGCAAACGCAGCUCUCCUCUGACUACACCUUUGACUGGCGUAAAACGUCUCUCACUUAUCUGGGGAUCAAACUGACGAAAUCCCACCAGACCGUUCUUAAAGAAAACCACUACCCUGUCAUAAACAAACUAAAAUCGACCCUAGAACAAUGGGAAAACCUAGAGAUAUCCUGGCUGGGCCGGGUAAAUACGAUUAAAAUGAUGGCUCUGCCCCAUAUUUUAUAUCUCUUCCGUACGAUACCAAUACCACUGCCCAACAAAUUAAUAAAAUUAAUGCAAUCUGUUAUAAAUGCGCAUGUCUGGAAACGAAAACCCCCGAGAGUGGCCCAACGAAACCUGAGCUUUGCUUUCACCAAAGGGGGGCUGGGUCUACCUGAUAUUAAGACGUACUACAGGGCAUCGAUUUUAGCACAGGGAGUACGCAUACUGAGACUUCAAGACAGCUCCCCUAAGCCACUAUGGCUCACACUGGAAGAUGCCUACCUGCACCCACAUAACACGUCCCACACAUUAUGGGCCAGCGCCCCCACCAACUCUGACGGAACGUACCUCCCACGGUACUCCAGGUUUCUGCUGAGCUCGUGGCGAACCUGGAGUCAUCUAAUAUUAGACCCACAUUUGCUCUUCAGGGAAGCUCCCCUAGGGAUCCUGACCAUAUUCUCUCCAGACCUACCUAUGGCAAGCUGGAUAGCCAGGGGAAUACACAGAGUUAAGGACCUACUAGAGGGAAACAAACUCAAACUGUUCCCUGAUCUCCAGAGGGAAUUCUCCCUGUCCCAAAGGGAUGUGUUCCUCUACCUUAGAACUAAAAACAUACUGUUACCACACAUACGCAAACCUAGUACAGGGUCCAUGAACCCGCCCCUACCACUCAAUAGGGCUCUCACCGCUAAGCUUGGAAAACCUCUAUCCAUGUGCUACAGCGCUCUCCUGGAGCCAAAGUCCUGUGAGAAAAGAUCCUAUAUGAAGCAAUGGGAAGGGGAACUGGGUUACCAACUAACUCUGGCACAAUGGUACGAGGCACUAUCCAAUACAAAGGGCGCUUCCAAAAGCCUCUCGCUGUGGGAAGCAUAUUGCAAAAUAGCCAUGAGAUGGUACCUAGUCCCACAUAGACUAGCAAAGAUUUACAAGGGCACAUCUGAGCUCUGCUGGCGCUGUGAGGGGGGAGCGGGUACCAUGCUACACAUGUUCUGGGACUGUCACGCACUAGGUGCAUACUGGACACAGAUCCAAAACCUUAUUUUGAACACUACAGGUCUCCUUGUUCAAUUGCGUCCAGAACAUUACCUGCUACACAUGAUUCCUGGUCUGUCAUCACAACCCCACAAGGUAGUACUGAUAAACAUCCUCACAGUAGCAAAAAUCUUACUAGCACAAAACUGGAAAAGCCAGACAAUACCUACCAUGGCUACACUCAUGGAAAGAGUGGAUGUCAUAAGCUCCUACGAGAGGAUGGCUAGUAGGGUACAGGGACAGGAAAGAAAGUACGCUGGGAAAUGGGCAAGUUGGAACCUUAGGACAUGAGUAUCUCCCCAUGUAGAGCACUCACCUCAGAUAAUACUUACCUCACAGCUGAAAGCUAAAAUACUGGGAAGAAAAACUGGGAAUCCUAGAUCUCCCCACCCAAAUUACGGUCUCCCCCAACCCCCUCUCCCCCCUGUGUUUCCAUUCCCCCUCCCCUUAUAAAAGGCCGACCACCCCAAACGACAAACUGAUCACUACAUGGUUUUGCAGUCAACGCAUUUCUAGGGGCAAAUAAUGUGCCCAUAUCACAAUGCAAGCAGAGAAAUGAAUGUACCACAUGCUGUACAAAGUAUCCACUGUAAACAAUGAACCAUAAUGACGGCAUGUAUAUCUGUAAUGUAAUAAUGCACAUACCUGUUGAAAGUAUCUGACUGUAACGCAAUAUGUUUUCAUGCUGUUGGCAAAAAUAAAGACUAAAUAUGGAAAAAAAAAGUGUACAUGUUUAUUUGUAUGAAGAUCUGUUUUGCUAAGAACCCACAGAGGUAGAUUUAAGUAUCUGAAUGUCAAAUGUGUGCUCAACACAAUUUUUCGACACACCUCUGGCACUCAUAGGAUUCUACAAGAACCAACAUGUGUAAUAAUGAGAUUAGGUAACACUUAGGUUAACCUGGUUGGGUUUGGUUUUGUUAAAUAUAAAAACAAAAAGCCCUAAUUGCUCUGUACUAUAAGCCCACUAAUUUUCUCCUUUCUGCCAACCUGCCUUACUCGUUUUACCUCUAAUAAUGCAGCUGUUAGCAAAAUUGUUUACUGUAACUAAACAGAACAGGUUUAUGGGAGUUGUAGUAUAGCUACACCUCCUUAAUUGGCAAAAUGUCAUUGAUGAAGUUGAACCCUUCCCCCUUUUUUUAUUUGUUUUACAAAUACAUUUAUUUAUAAAAUAUUUUACCAGGAAAGAUACAUUGAGAUUUCUCUCGUUUUCAAGUAUGUCCUGGGUCCACAAAUCAUUGCAUUGUUACAUUAGGUACAACAAAAACAAUAUUAAUACACAAUAUAUACAAAAUUUAACAUAGAACAGGCAGGAAACAUAUAAUCAACCAUGACACGUGCAUUCUGUUUUGAGGUAUGUAGAGAGGGAUCUCUUAAAUUACUUUAGGCUUAGGGAAGAUUUUAAAUUGUGCGGGAGGUCGUUCCACAAUUGCGGUGCUCUAUAGGAAAAGGAGGAUCGGGCCGCUUUCUUUUUGUAUUGAGGUAGACUAAGUAAAGUGUUGGUACUGGAUCGGAGCUUAUAGAAAGUGGGAACAGCUGGGGAAAGCAUUUUGUUCAGGUAGGGUGGGAGUUUCCCAGAAAAGCUCUUAAAAACAAGGCUGGAAAGAUGAAGGGUGCAUCUGGAUUCCAGCGAUAGCCAGUUUAGUUCCUUUAGCAUGUCACAAUGAUGGGUCCUGUAAUUACAUUGUAGCACAAAUCGGCAGAACGAUUUAUACAAUGUGUUGAGUUUAUUCAUGUGGGAUUGCGAUGCAGAUGCAUAUACUACAUCCUCAUAAUCAAUGAUUGGCAUCAGCAUUUGCUGUACAAUCUUUUCCUUUACUGUAGGGCUUAGGCAGGCUUUGUUUCUGUACAGGGCACCUAAUUUUGGAUAAAGUUUAGAUGCAAGCUUUUCUAUGUACAGGCCAAAAGAUAGAUUGGGGUCUAAUAUCAUACCCAAGUAUUUGAAAGAGUGGACUGCGGUCAGUGUGCCAUUUGAAUUUGUUUUGAUGGAUAGGUGGGAAUUGUGUAAUUUAGGUACUGUUCCAAAGAUCAUUGUGACAGUUUUGUCAGUGUUCAGGAAGAGUUUGUUUUUUGCGAUCCACUUUUCUUCCUCUGUAAACUGGUCUUGGAGCACAGCCUCAAGUUGCGGUAGAUUGGAUUUGCUUGCAUAGAUUACCGUGUCAUCUGCGUACAUGUGUACAUUUGAGGAUUGGCAGACAUUAGGCAGAUCAUUUAUAAAUAAUGUAAAUAGUAGGGGGCAGAGAAUGGAACCCUGGGGAACACCACACGUGACUGGGAGAGGGAGGGAGUCGCUGUCAGAAAUGGACACAUAUUGCGAGCGAUCUGAUACAUACGAUCGAAACCAGUUUAGAGAACGAUCACCAAUACCUGAUUUUUUGAGUUUGUGCAGUAGAAUGUCGUGGUCUACUGUGUCAAAGGCCUUAGCAAAAUCAAGGAAAAUAGCUCCAGUUAGGGCUCCUUGUUCCAUGCCAGUUUGGAUGUCAUUGCAAACUUUUAGGAGGGCAGUUGUAGUGGAGUGAUUCUGGCAAAAGCCUGAUUGAUCAGGGGUCAGAUAGUUUAAUUGUUGGUAGUACUCACAAAGUUGCGUAUGGACACAUUUUUAUAAGAUUUUUGACAAUACCGGGAGCAAUGAUAUUGGGCGAUAGUUAGAAACCAAAGAAGUGUCACCACUUUUAUGGAUAGGCACUACUCUCGCAGUCUUCCAAAGUUUGGGUAUGUAUCCAGACACCAAGGAUUAGUUAAUUAGAGUUGAGACGGGUUUAGCAAUUGCCGGCGCACUGAGAUUCAACAGCAUUGCUGGGAUUUGAUCAGGUCCGGGCUGGUUUUUCAUUUUUAGAUUAUUAAGAUGUUUUUUAAUGGCACUAACAGGUACAGAUCUAAAAAUAAACUUGGCUUUAUUGGGCCUUUGCAAAUUUAGCGUGCCCUGAUAAACAUUAUCUAUAGAAUAAGGUAGGAAAUUGCCAUUUGGAGUAUCCUUAAAUUGAUUUUCUUUUGUAAAUCUACAAUUUGACUUUGUAUUUAUCAUCUCCUAGGAAAUGGAACAAUCCAUGAACAUGCUGAAUUCAAACCCAGAGCUCCCUGAUGUUUCUGAAUUUAUGACCAGACUAUUCACGUCCAAAUCUUCAAGCAAGUCUAGUAGUAGUGGCAAAGCAGGGAAGACUGGGGUUGGGAAAAGAAGGUAGUGCAAGAUGCCUAUUUUCUGCCCAUCAAACUAUCCCAAUGGAAGUCUGCAAAAUCUGAAUGCAGGAAUUGGCCACUGUGACUAGCUACAUGGCACGUACUUGCUGUUAAUUCCUGCUUGCUGUCCUUGUUACCUUGAAUUUUUAGGAUAUUCAUUUUCAUCUGGUAACGUUCCUAUGUCCUGGUACUUCAUGUAAAAAGUUUGUCUUGGCCGGUUAAUCAGGAUUGCAAAUGUAAAAAUAAAUAUAUAAAUUCAGUACAGUAGAACUAUUCAUGGAGUGAUAUUCACAUUAUGGUUCGUUUGUUACACAAUGUAAAACCCAGACACUGUUUAUUACCGAGGAUAUUAAGUUAAUGCAUAGUGUAAUUAAUAUUGUUUAUAAAGCUCUAAUAUAUUCUGUAUAUUGUAUAUUAAGUACCAUUUCAUUUCUUAAUAUACUGCAAUAUAUCUCUAAACUCAAAUAAUUCUGUCCUUUAAAAAAAAAAAAAAAAAAGGUAACCAGAAGUAUGUAAUUGUGAAAAUAAAUAUACCUUGAAAAAUAGACUCAUUGUAUGUAGGCACACGGUUUUUAAAUGUUUUGACCUUAUUACCUUGUGUUCGCUGGAUGCCACUCUCUACUUCAUUGGGCUUUAGCUCAGAGCUGAGUGCUUGACAACUUACAUUGAGACUCUGGGGGCACCCCUGGCACCAUAGCCACUAUUGCCUACUGUAGUGGUUAUUGUGCUUAUAGUGUUCUUUUAAAUAGCUACUGUUAAACUACAAUUUCCAUCACCCUGAAACAGGUUUAUUAAAGCAGAAUAUUGCUAAAGAAGGUGCUUAGUUAAUGCAUUGUUACUUUGAAUGUGAUUAUUCAUACAAAGUAUGUAGCACCAUAGCCACCAAUUUACAACACCUCAUUUUAAGGACCACAGCUGUAGGGUUUAUGGUACUUAAUGUUUCUUUGUCAUUGUACCCAAUCCCGCAGCAUAAGCAGGCACCUGAUCUUCACUGCCCUUCCUAUAGAGAAAACUGACAACUGAUGACAUACCGCUGGGUGGAGGUGAAUAUUAAGUUGAUGGGCACUGACAAAGAACCAAUCACCGCAAUCCUUUGUUGCUUGGGCUAAUGCUUCCUUAUUAGCUUGACAGCUAGGAACUCUUGCUUAGUGUUAAACCAUUCAAGCGGGUAUUUAGGUCAAAAACAUUCUUAAUCAAAACAUGUCGUGGACAGUAAGGGGUUUAAUUUUUUUAUAUUUUAUUGCAUAUUUUCACAUUCACGAUGAUGGGUUGGCUGCUUUUACAGUAUGCAGCCAUUUGUGACACAGCAAAACAUGUUUAGUGUAGAAGUGGGCAUGUCACCACAUGUUGCUUACAAUCCACAUUUCUAUUAAAAGCUGUAGAUGUUUGCAUGAAAAUUACCAACACUACAGCUGUUUAAUUAGCGAUAUUAUAGGAUUAGUACAAUAGGGCGAGUCCGUCUCAGUCAAGUGCUAAGUUUUGCUUUUCUUCCACAUGUUAGUUUAAACAGUCAGCAAUUUUUUAUUUUUAAUGUAAUUCUUGAGUGCAAAAAUUAAUACAAUACAUUGAGGCAGGCAUAGAUGUAUUUACAGCAUGAGUACAGCAGGUCCCAAGUCACAUCCUUUUGUCUCCUGGGACACUUCUUAAAAUAGAGAUGCAAUUUGAAAAACACGUAGCCUACUCUAUGGGAAUAAGUUAGCUCUGUAAAAUGAGAAAACAUUACUGCAAUUAAACCAUUUCAUUUUAGUUUAGUAAAUAGAUGCAAAAGGCUUCUUGGGCUAGUAUGAGUGUCUUCUGCCUGUGCACCUUUUGUUGUGUAGUGAAAGUGUGUGUAUGACAAAUUGCUAUGUUGUAAAAGGUCUUUGUUUUAAAUUAAUAAUAAAUAUAAAACUAAUGGAUAUGUUUGUG
Molecule: messenger RNA, 15838 nt
Organism: Pelobates cultripes (western spadefoot toad)
Lineage: Eukaryota; Metazoa; Chordata; Amphibia; Anura; Pelobatidae
Source: the annotation of a GenBank genome assembly